GAAAAACAAAAAGUGAAACUGCGCAAGCCAGCUCACCAUCGCUCUCUCCACCCCAGGAUUCGUUUCGUCCUGAGGUGGGUUUUUGUUCAUUCUUUUAUUUCCUCCCUGGCGCCCUUUCUCUCUCUCUCUUCUUUUUGUUUUUCCACUUCAUUCUGAAUCUCAUUAUACAACCACUCUUGUCCUUUUCGCCAUAGCCUCUAAAAAAAUUAAAAUAAUAAGAUUAAAAUUCAAGCGAUGUUGGAGUUAUAGCGGAGGGGGGAGAGAGAUCAAUCAGUUUUCUCUCUCUCUUUUUGUUUGCCUUUAGAGCGCCGUCAACAGCAGCGCCGCGAUGGCCUUGCAACGGCGGCGCCAACAUUACUACCACCGCCUUCGGACUUUGGUUCCGGUGAUAUCCGCCAUCUCCGGUGCACUUCUAAUCCUCUUCGCUAUCCUUUCGUUUCUCGCUCCUUCUCCUAACGAAUCGGACCAAUUUAACCUUCGCCGGGAUCAUACCGCCUUUAACACAGUUGUUGAGGAUCCGAUUGCCAAUGGAGAUUCAGUUUUCCGUAUUCCAAGUAAGGGAGGAAAAUUAGAUCGUGAUAUAUGGAGUUCGAGAAAUGCUAAAUUCUUUUAUGGAUGCAGUAAUGCCAGCGGCAAAUUUGCCAAAGCUGAAGCUGUUACGCGUCCCACUCGAUACUUGGCCAUCGCCACCAGUGGAGGCUUGAACCAACAAAGAACUGGGAUUACAGAUGCUGUUGUUGCAGCUCGAAUUCUGAAUGCUACUCUUGUUGUUCCAAAGCUGGACCCAAAAUCCUUUUGGAAGGAUGCCAGUAACUUCUCAGAGAUCUUUGACGUUCAUUGGUUCAUAUCGUUUUUGUCAAAAGAUGUUAAAAUCAUAAAGCAGCUCCCUAAAAGGGGAGGGAAGAGUUGGACUCCAUACACCAUGCGUGUUCCACGGAAGUGUAGUGAAAGAUGUUAUCAAAAUCGUGUAUUGCCAGUUCUUUUGAAAAGGCAUAAUGCAGUUCAGCUCAACAAGUUCGAUUACAGACUUGCAAACAAAUUGGAUACAGAUUUGCAGAAGUUAAGAUGCAGAGUAAACUACCAUGCUCUGAAGUUCACUGACCCUAUUCUAGAACUGGGUAAAACACUUGUUCGUCGAAUGAGGAUGAGGAGCAAGCAUUAUAUUGCUUUGCACUUGAGGUUUGAACCUGAUAUGCUUGCAUUCUCAGGAUGUGAUUAUGGUGGAGGUGAAAAGGAAAGGAAUGAACUAGGUGCGAUAAGAAAGAGGUGGAAAACUUUACAUAAAAUUAAUCCUGAUAAGCAAAGGAGGCAAGGAAAAUGCCCACUUACCCCUGAGGAAGUUGGUCUGAUGCUGCGAGCUCUAGGAUAUGGCAGUGAUGUACAUAUUUAUGUGGCAUCUGGUGAAGUGUAUGGGAGGGAGGAAACAUUGAGACCCCUAAAAGCACUCUUCCCAAACUUCUAUUCAAAAGAUUCUAUUGCCACAAAGGAAGAAUUGAAGCCAUUUUCCUCAUUCUCUUCUCGGAUGGCUGCACUUGACUUCAUUGUUUGUGAUGAGAGUGAUGUGUUUGUCACCAACAACAAUGGUAACAUGGCUAGAAUAUUAGCUGGAAGAAGGAGAUAUUUUGGACAUAAACCUACUAUUCGUCCAAAUGCUAAAAAACUAUAUCGGUUGUUCUUGAGCAGAAGCAACAUGACGUGGGAAGCAUUUGCCUCUAGAGUUCGUACUUUACAAAGGGGCUUUAUGGGGGAGCCAAAAGAGGUCAGGCCAGGCAGGGGUGAGUUCCAUGAGAACCCAUCUGCCUGUAUAUGUGAAGAUUCAGAGGCAAAGGAAAAGGCAAAGGCAGGUUCAGGACACAGGAAACAUGGGAAAAUGGAUGAUUCAUCAAGAAACGAUGUUAUGGUAGGUGAUGAUCAGAAUGAGAAUGAUGAUGAUGAUGAGCCAGAAUGGCCUGAUCUGGAUGAUGAUGAGGAUCAAAUUGGGCUUCAAGAAAAGGGUCUGUAUAACAUAACAGGUUCAGAUUAUGAUGCAGCCAUCUCUGAUGAACCUGAGUUGGAACUGAUGCUUUCAGACUGAACAGAAUGAGCAGGAUGAACCUGAAUUUCAUUCUUGAAACUCCUUGGCUUCUCUUGGGGCUCUGUGAGGCAUUCAUAGUUUUCUUGAUGAUAAUGCAAGAUGUCAUCCUGUCUAUUAAACCACUGAAAUUCUCAACGGUUAUUUUUUGCUUGAGUUUUAGAUUUCCAGGAGCAUUCAACUUGUAAUGAAGCAUAUGAUGGACGGCAGAUCAAAGAUGGAACUUCUUCCUACAAGUUUCCAGCGUCCAAAAAGUAUAAACUAUGAAUUAUGGGAGAGUGGAUGUUGGCUGCCGAGCAUUUGUUUUUCCAAAGGUUUACCAGAACAGACCACGAUUUCAACUGAUUUUUCUGUUGCUAAGAAGAGAUUGAUCUUGAGCCUCAAUCCAAUUACCAAGACGAGAUAAGAAAAAAAGAAAAAAAAGGUUUGAAAUGCAGCUAUGCUUCCAGUGAUUUUGUUUCUCUUUUUACCUUCUAUUUGUUUUUUCUGAGAUCAUUCAUUUAGUGCUUCAGGUCUACUAUUUAGGUUGCACGCAGCUCCAUGUAAAUUUGAUCUUAGUUCUGUAGUAUCAAUCAAUUCUCAGCUAACUGAUAUGAUAGGGGCCAGAUAGGCGGCAGCUGUGACCAAAUACAGAAGUUGCUUCUGUCAAUUUCUGUGAGUGUGCGGGAGGGCCACAAGCGUUAACUGUUUUACUAUUGGGUCGGGUAACCAGUUUCUUUCCUGAAUUAAUUAGUAUCUAAGUAAUGCAUUUUAUAAUUAAUUUAUUAUUAUACAAAUUAUGCAUUUUCUUAUUAGAUAACAAAAUAUAAGUUUUAUUGUUGUAA
Messenger RNA from Theobroma umbraticum, 2895 nucleotides. Its product is annotated as O-fucosyltransferase family protein. The record is from RefSeq and is a predicted model, not a curated record. NCBI's taxonomy places the organism in Eukaryota, Viridiplantae, Streptophyta, Magnoliopsida, Malvales, Malvaceae.